AUGUAUGGAAGUGCAAGAACAAUCACCAAUCUGGAAGGUAGUCCUUCCAGAUCUCCUCGUUUGCCAAGGUCUCCUCGUUUGGGCCACAGAAGAACAAGCAGUGGGGGAGGUGGAGGAACAGGCAAGACACUGUCCAUGGAGAACAUCCAGUCCCUUAAUGCAGCCUAUGCUACGUCUGGACCUAUGUACCUGAGUGAUCAUGAAGGGGUGGCUUCGACAACUUACCCAAAGGGCACCAUGACUCUGGGAAGGGCCACAAAUCGAGCUGUAUAUGGAGGCCGAGUCACAGCCAUGGGGAGUAGUCCCAAUAUUGCUUCUGCUGGACUUUCCCACACAGAUGUUCUUUCAUACACGGAUCAACAUGGUGGUCUGACUAGCUCAUCCCAUCAUCACCACCAUCAGGUCCCUUCCAUGUUGAGGCAGGUAAGGGACAGCACAAUGUUAGACCUUCAAGCUCAGCUCAAGGAACUUCAGAGAGAGAAUGACCUCCUCCGGAAAGAACUAGACAUCAAAGACAGCAAGUUAGGAUCUUCCAUGAACAGUAUCAAGACCUUCUGGAGUCCUGAGCUCAAAAAGGAGAGAGUCUUGAGGAAAGAAGAGGCAGCCCGAAUGUCCGUUCUCAAGGAACAGAUGAGGGUGUCCCAUGAAGAAAAUCAGUUACUGGAUGCCAGAAGAACCAAGCACCUGCAGUUGACAAUCCAAGCCCUUCAGGAUGAACUUCGGACCCAGAGAGACCUCAAUCACCUCCUACAGCAAGAGAGUGGCAACCGUGGAGCUGAGCACUUCACCAUUGAGCUGACUGAGGAGAACUUCCGACGGCUCCAAGCUGAACAUGACAGACAAGCUAAAGAGCUGUUCCUUUUAAGGAAGACCUUGGAGGAAAUGGAGCUGAGAAUUGAAACACAGAAACAGACCCUCAAUGCCCGAGACGAGUCGAUUAAAAAGCUUCUCGAGAUGUUGCAAAGUAAAGGGUUGCCUUCUAAAAGUCUCGAGGAUGACAAUGAACGAACACGACGGAUGGCAGAGGCUGAGUCUCAAGUCAGUCACUUAGAAGUGAUUUUAGACCAGAAGGAGAAGGAAAACAUACAUCUUAGAGAGGAAUUGCACCGAAGGAGCCAACUUCAGCCGGAGCCAGCCAAGACGAAGGCUCUCCAGACUGUCAUUGAAAUGAAGGAAGCUCCAAGUUUUAAUUUUGAUCCCGAUUUGCUCUGGCAGGACACAAAAAUUGCUUCAUUGGAGCGAAACAUAAGGGAUCUGGAGGAUGAGAUCCAGAUGUUAAAAGCCAACGGUGUGCUGAACACUGAGGACCGUGAAGAAGAGAUCAAACAAAUAGAGGUUUACAAAAGUCACUCCAAGUUCAUGAAAACCAAGAUUGAUCAGCUGAAGCAGGAGCUUUCAAAGAAGGAGUCAGAACUUCUUGCCUUACAAACAAAGCUUGAAACCCUUAGCAAUCAAAAUUCAGAUUGCAAGCAACACAUUGAAGUGCUUAAAGAGUCGCUUACUGCCAAAGAACAGAGGGCUGCCAUCCUUCAGACCGAGGUAGAUGCGCUGAGGUUACGACUGGAGGAGAAAGAAUCUUUUCUCAAUAAAAAAACAAAGCAGCUGCAGGACCUCACGGAAGAGAAGGGGACACUGGCUGGAGAGAUUCGAGACAUGAAGGAUAUGUUAGAAGUGAAGGAAAGAAAAAUCAAUGUUCUUCAGAAGAAGAUUGAAAACUUACAAGAACAACUUAGGGAUAAAGACAAACAACUAACCAAUUUGAAAGACAGAGUGAAGUCCUUGCAGACGGAUUCCAGUAAUACAGAUACUGCGCUAGCAACACUCGAAGAGGCUCUGUCAGAAAAGGAGAGAAUAAUUGAGCGUUUGAAAGAACAGCGGGAGAGAGAUGAUCGGGAAAGACUAGAAGAGAUAGAAUCUUUCCGAAAAGAGAACAAAGAUCUGAAAGAGAAGGUCAAUGCUUUACAAGCCGAACUGACUGAAAAAGAGUCUAGUUUAAUUGACCUCAAGGAACAUGCAUCUUCAUUAGCCUCAGCAGGGCUGAAAAGGGACUCCAAAUUAAAAUCUCUAGAAAUAGCCAUUGAACAAAAGAAAGAAGAAUGUAGCAAAUUGGAAGCACAGUUAAAAAAGCAAGCUGAGCAGUUGUUCAAUCAGAUGUACAACCCAGCUCAUAAUAUUGAAGAUGACUCCAGGAUGAACCCAGAGUUUGCAGACCGAAUAAAACAACUUGAUAAAGAGGCCUCUUACUACCGUGAUGAGUGCGGCAAGGCCCAAGCGGAAGUUGACCGGUUGCUGGAGAUCCUCAAGGAGGUGGAGAAUGAAAAGAAUGACAAGGACAAGAAGAUUGCAGAACUUGAGAGCUUGACUCUCAGGCAUAUGAAGGAUCAGAAUAAGAAGGUGGCCAACCUCAAGCACAACCAACAGUUGGAAAAGAAGAAAAAUGCCCAAUUACUGGAAGAAGUCCGCAGGCGAGAAGAUAGCAUGGCUGACAACUCACAACACUUGCAGAUAGAGGAACUGAUGAGUGCAUUGGAGAAGACCAGACAGGAACUGGAUGCCACCAAGGCACGCCUGGCCUCCACACAGCAGUCUUUAGCUGAAAAAGAAGCCCAUUUGGCCAACCUCCGGAUAGAAAGGAGAAAACAGCUGGAGGAGAUCCUGGAGAUGAAACAGGAAGCUCUGCUUGCGGCAAUCAGUGAAAAAGAUGCAAAUAUUGCCUUGCUGGAAUUAUCUGCUUCCAAAAAGAAAAAGACACAGGAAGAAGUUAUGGCCCUGAAGCGGGAAAAAGAUCGACUCGUGCAUCAGUUAAAGCAGCAGGUAUAUAGACCUAAGAAACAGCCCCUGAGCUCGAAUAUACCAUGCACUUGUGAUGCUGGCUACAGCCCAGAUAUUACGGCCAAGUACCACGGGUCCAGCUACGAUGCAUACAUGAUCCAAAGGUCUCAGACCCAGAAUAGAAUGAAGCUGAUGGCGGACAACUAUGAUGAGGACCACCACCAUUACCACCACCACCACCACCACCACCACCACCGAUCUCCUGGGAGGUCGCAACAUUCCAAUCACAGGCCCUCUCCCGACCAGCUAUCAGAAGAGCUAACUAAAGGGGAAAUGCAGCUCUGCAGCAAUGUUCUGAUAAUCUCUUGCAGCAUGGCUCACGUCACUGGCCAUCACCACCUGGAACGCGCAUCGGGACCGAAGAGGAACUUUUCAUUUUCAUUAUGGCGCACAGUUCUGUUCGACUUGAUAUUUCCUUUAUCGUCUCAUGUCAUUUCUCAUGGAUUCAGAUAUGUUGGGCAGGAAGAACGAGGAGGAGGAGGAACAUGA
Enhydra lutris kenyoni (northern sea otter) is the source of this 3321-nucleotide messenger RNA. RefSeq names its product ELKS/RAB6-interacting/CAST family member 2. Lineage: Eukaryota; Metazoa; Chordata; Mammalia; Carnivora; Mustelidae. The record is from RefSeq and is a predicted model, not a curated record. Gene Ontology annotation, molecular function: structural constituent of presynaptic active zone. The transcript has 20 exons. Gene Ontology annotation, biological process: maintenance of presynaptic active zone structure; neuromuscular synaptic transmission; regulation of synaptic plasticity. Gene Ontology annotation, cellular component: cytoskeleton of presynaptic active zone. The coding region runs from base 1 to 3321 and encodes 1106 amino acids.